AUGGUUGAUGCAAUCCGCAGCAAGGGCCUCGCGGGGCCGGGCUCUGGUGUACGCAAGUUUACGCUCUCGUGUUCUCGAUGUAGGGCCUCCAAGCUAAAAUGUGACCGCAAAGAACCAUGUAUGGAAUGCGUCAAACGUAGCGUCGGCCAUCUUUGCACCAAGGAUGAGCGUCAACCGAGAGCCAAACGGUCAAAAACCGAGCACAAAGAGAAGACCGCUGCCAAGAACGAUCCUCCACCGAAUGGAGAUGGCGUAGCCGAGGCGGAGGAGACAGCGCGACUUUUGGAGCAUUUCGUCGAAGAGGUUCCUCGUCCAAGCGCAUAUCUGCCCGGUGUCUUUGGACCAACACCUUCGUCAGUGGCGCCAGACUUUCCGAACCGGUAUUGGUCAAGUAUUGACCCAAAGCGACACGGUGAAAAGCUCACCUUGAUCCGAGAGAUUGUCGACGCGAUGCCGGAGCUGGAGAUGAUUCAUGUUCUUUUUGACGUCUUUGUCACUCGUUGCCAAGGUCCCUUGGGGAAUGUAGUCCACACUCCGACAUUCAUGAAGCAAGCUGGACAGUUCCGCAACUGCUUAAGUCUUGCUUCGCCGGACUCUAGGGUCUUGGCCAUAUCAAGUACAGUCUGUAUGGAGAAACUAGGCUGUUUCCUCUUGGCGCUGGUACUCGGUCUCGCUUUUCAUCCUUCGCCGUCACUACUGGGUUGGACCCCUACGUCUUUGACUCUACGCGUGGAGGAGUUUAGAGCAUCCGAUAUGCGCUCCAGGACCUGGAGAUCGCUGAGCUUGCGCUGUCUCCAGGAUGGAGUGUCUCUCUUUUGCGGCUCGAUCGCCGGUCUACAGGCCGCUGUUAUGCUUUUGCUUGACGGCCGGGAGGGCUUGCUGGCGCUCGACGCUGUUCUGGUCACCGCGAUAUCUGGAGCCCGCAAACUCGGCCUGCACCGGUUGGGUGACGUCAAGCUGGAUGCCUCAGCACCGUUGCAAAAUGGCACGUCAUCACCGGCGGAACAGCAAAAUAUUCGAACGGAAAUAGGCAUUCGCAUUUGGUGGGCACUCGUACAAAGAGAUUGGUCGCGCGGUCAAGCUCUCGGCUACUACACUGUGCGUCCAUCCCAAUUCAACACUCGGAUGCCGUUGCACAUCAAUGAUGAUGAUCUCUGUCUGUCGAUGAAGUGGGUAACUGCCAAUGGCGAAAUCACGGAGCGGCCGCGUUCCGAGUUCACAAUGCUGUCGUAUGCUGUCCACGCCCACGAACUAGCCACCAUUGUACGCGAAUCUAUCGAUCUAAUGGGAUCAGCGACUCAGCAAACCGAUGCGAUCACCGAAUCGACCAAGUUGCGCAAACAUCUCAACAACAAGUAUGAAGAGUACGUGGCUGGUCUGCCGACAUACUUUCGAUUAGGAAGCACUGUAGGACUCACAGCCACCGGUCCAAUGGCAGCAAUCCCCGUGCAACGAUGGAUGUUGCACCAGCAACUGUGGAGUUUACUCCUGCGACUGCAUCGAGCCAAUCUCUCUUCUCCGAUUGGGCGUGCUUCCUGUCAGCUUCUGGCCCAAAAUAUUAUCGGCACCCAAGCUCAGAUCCAGGCGCGAUGCGCUGUUUGUGGGACGCUGUCGACCAGCGAGACCCAGCUAUUCAACGCGGCCGCUGUGUUGCUUCUCGACCUGCUAUUCACAUCCCAGCAAGAGGAUGCGGAUAGUGCCAGUGCACACCUCAGCCGAUUGAUGUCUCGUGACAAGAUCAGGGAAGCGAUCGAAUUAUUACGGACAAAGAGCAUCACGGAAGGGUCACCGCUUCAUGAUCAGCACAUGGAGCAAGCAAAAGGGUCCGCUCAGCGCAGUGUCGUUGCUCUGGAAGCCUUGAUGAGGCUUGAAGAAGAGGAAUCCGAAAAUAGCGCUAAAAGCUUGCUGAGCCUCAAGGUUGCUGAUAUUAUCAGAGGACUGAGUGGAAGGGCCGACGCUGCCACCGCGCCGGUACAAGAGCAGUCCCCCUUUGACACCCUUUCUUCGUUUGAUAUGGCGAUGCCGUGUGCCAAUGCCGCUGACGGGGUCCCUGAUUUGGACGUGCUGCCGAUUCUUUCCAAUGGUCUCAGCCCUAAUUUUUGGCAAUUCUUGGAAUUUCCGUCACCACAAUUUGAUGCUCACGCCAAGGAGGUCUUGUUUGCUACACUGAGAGACCCUCCUGGCUUCAUUGGGGCGGGGAUUUCUCAAUUUGCCGAAUCCUAUAGUAGUAUUCCUGACACCCGUAUGAAUCGCACAUCUCCGUCUCUGCGGAGUGAACCUAUCAGAACGAGUGGAGGGGGUGACUCCACGCCUCCUCCGAGCGCUGAUGCCUACGUUGCCGCCGAGAUUUAUUAUGGCAUGGGUGAUGGGACAAUGACUCCUAUGUGAUGUCAAGUAUCUGGUCCAUGUUUCCCUAUUCCUUCCUCAUCAACACCCUACAGUCCUGAUGAAAAUAGACCCGCAUGCUCAUUCAACCCGUUGAGAGAUCAAGUACAAGAAGCAGAGUUAAAGAAGCUUUAUCUAUAUGUUGCCGUCUGUUCCAGGCAAAUCCACAAAGGGAUCAUCAGCAAGAUCCGAGUGCCAGCGGUACUCC
Aspergillus novofumigatus IBT 16806 is the source of this 2593-nucleotide messenger RNA. Its product is annotated as putative C6 transcription factor. Gene Ontology annotation, biological process: regulation of DNA-templated transcription. Gene Ontology annotation, molecular function: DNA-binding transcription factor activity, RNA polymerase II-specific; zinc ion binding. The transcript has 5 exons. Lineage: Eukaryota; Fungi; Ascomycota; Eurotiomycetes; Eurotiales; Aspergillaceae. The record is from RefSeq and is a predicted model, not a curated record. Bases 1 to 2388 code for a protein of 795 amino acids.